AUGAAGGUCUCUCAUAUUCUGGCGCUCAGCGCUCCCCUACUUGCUUUGGCAGCACCUACGCCUGCCAAUAGCCAACUUUCCAAGAAAGCCGAAGCCGAGAGCUUCUUCCUCCAGACUGAUGUCGGCUGGUUCGACGGCGGCGAUAAGAAACGUGCCAUAUCUGAGAAGCCCUCGACCAAAAAGCGUGCUCCAGCUGACGCUGACGCUGAAAGCUUCUUCCUUCAAACAGACGUUGGGUGGUUUGAUGGCGGAGAUAAGAAGCGCACUACAAUUGACAAGAGAACUCCGAUUGUGAAGCGUGAUCAGACUGAGAAACGUGAGCCUUCUGAUGCUGAGGCUGAGAGCUUCUUUCUUCAAACUGAUGUUGGUUGGUUUGAUGGCGGUGAUAAGAAGCGGGCGACAGGUGAUGCCAGAUCAAAGUAG
Molecule: messenger RNA, 423 nt
Organism: Fusarium odoratissimum NRRL 54006
Lineage: Eukaryota; Fungi; Ascomycota; Sordariomycetes; Hypocreales; Nectriaceae
Exons: 1
Coding region: 1-423 (140 amino acids)
Source: RefSeq, a predicted model, not a curated record